CUUCUCCAUUCAAACUGGUUUGUUAGAUUGCUUUGGAUUGUUUCCUCGGGACGUUCACAACAAGGUUAAAAAUAUCAAACACAUCUCAUGACACCAAUCCAAAGCGAGCGGGGUUUAUCAGGGGGGACCUGGAUCAUUCAUUUCCCCACCCAUUUACCCCUUCACCCCUUGUUUAUCUGUUAAAAAACUGAGGAAUUCAGCUCUGUGGAAAAAGCGUCUGUUCAUGGUGCAGUGUUGUGGUUUGCGAUUGCUGGUUCGCAGCUUCGGCGGAGAUGUAGAUGCAUGAAUAGUUAUCGAGUCGAAUUUGUGCCGUUCCGUUUGUAUUUAACGUUAGCUGAUCUUUGAAUCAAUACAACAGCGUUAGCUGCCCUGGACAAAAUGAGCAGAAACCAGCAUCAUUUUAAAGGAGCAGAGGUCAGCUGCUGUGUUAAAUACUUCUUAUUCGGAUUCAACAUCAUAUUUUGGUUGCUGGGAGCUGCAUUCCUGGGUAUUGGACUUUGGGCUUGGGCAGAAAAGGGAGUGCUGUCAAACAUUUCCUCCAUCACAGAUCUGGGCGGCUUCGACCCUGUUUGGCUGUUUAUCGUAGUAGGAGGGGUGAUGUUCAUCCUCGGAUUUGCCGGAUGCAUCGGUGCGCUCCGGGAAAACACGUUUCUGCUCAAAUUUUUUUCAGUGUUUUUGGGUCUCAUCUUUUUCCUGGAGCUCACAGCUGGCAUUUUAGCCUUCGUGUUCAAAGACUGGAUCAAAGACCAGCUGAACUUCUUCAUCAACAACAAUGUUAAAGCAUAUCGGGAUGACAUUGACCUCCAAAACCUCAUUGACUUUGCUCAAGAAUAUUGGUCGUGUUGUGGCGCUCAUGGACCGAAUGACUGGAACCUGAACAUCUAUUUCAACUGCACUGACUUUAACCCCAGCCGGGAAAGCUGUGGCGUUCCUUUCUCCUGUUGCGUCAAAGACCCUGCUGAGGAUGUCCUGAAUACACAGUGUGGCUAUGAUGUGCGGCAUCAAGGAGAGUUGGAUCAGCAGAAGUACAUUUACACUAAGGGCUGCGUGGGGCAGUUUGAAAAGUGGCUGCAGGACAAUCUGAUCAUUGUUGCUGGGAUUUUUGUGGGGAUUGCAUUAUUACAGAUUUUUGGGAUAUGUCUGGCUCAGAACUUGGUGAGUGACAUCAGAGCGGUCAAAGCUAACUGGUGACCCUUUGCAGAGGGCAACAGCUGACGGUGACCUCUGUGAUUAUGGCAGAGCUAACUGCAAAUCAGCACUGUUUACACACCAUUGAGCUGGGAAAAUCUGCCCUUUUAACCCUACGGACGUUGUAUGUUGUCUGACUUUACAAAAUGGACUUUCCAUCUAUGUUUUUGUCCUUUUUGUAGUUCCUUAUCUGAAAGCGAGCUCUUAUGGAGCGUAUCCAGAUGGAGCUUAAUGUGAGAUGUCACACCGAGAUCAAGCUAUCUGCGAUCUUGCAGCUGGCUCUUGAUCGAACACUAUUUUCGUUUGCCCUUAUUAAAAAACAUUCACCAGACUCUCCUUCGCGUUGGUGAAUUAAUGUCAAGCAGAGGGUGUUUUCAUUAACCUGUGGAUGACUUGCUUUGGAGAAACACACAAUUCAACCACUGAUACUUUAAACAGAGGAGCCAUGAACUAAACGAAGCCUUACAGCAGUGCAUUUCUCUAUACACUUGUGUGGAUUCAGCUUUUUACACGACAUUCUGUCCGUCAGUCAUUCGAGCCAGUGGACAGUUGGACUCUUGCCUCUGAUUGGCUCUCUGUUGCACAGGGUAGCCACUCGGUACAACGUACUUGAUAAUUACACGUAUGCAUUUAUUUUUCCAUUGCAAUUUAUAGUUCCACCACUUGUUGGGGAGGUGGAGAAAUGGUCUGUAUAGUUACUUUAUUCUCAUUUUCUCUUCUGUGAGUAUGAAUCGACUUGACCGCUGUCCAAGACUUGUUUAUGACUCUUUUUGUUUUCGCUACUCUGCUAUGCUAUAGUGACACUAAAAAUGUAUUAUUAUAAAUAUGCUGCUUUAACUCAAAGAAGAUAUUCAUCACUAUACUAACCAAGUGAACUUUUUAUAGAAAUCAUGAGGUAUACAUUCCCUCUGGGAAACUUCAGAUCACGCAGAGUGAUUUGCACAUGAAGUGGACAGAUUGAAUUAGCCUUGCGUAUGAUCACAUGCCUUAUUGAGCCCUACAGAGAUGCUAUAGCUGAAGCCUCCGGCAGUUACGCAUGCAGCACAUGGCUUUAUUUACUGGUCAGUCUCUCUUGCUUUGCGUCACAUGCAUGCAAUCGUCUAUUAAAAAAAGCAUGGCAAUGCAGACCUCUUUAAGCGCAUGCUCGCGUGUGUGGAUGUGUGUCCGUUCCAUUAUGACUACCAUACCAGUGCGUGUCCAGAAGGUGUCUGCAUUGAGUCAUGACCUUAAAGCUAAUAAUGUGCAAAGUAAGAUAAAUGACGUACUGUGUGUGCAGAACGUGCUCGGAUGGUUUUAGCAGUGUCGGCAGACUGAACUGAAUCAUCUGUUUAAAAAGAUCUACUGUGUUGUCAGAGCGAAUAGUAAAAUGUGAGAUUUCUCUUCUGUGGUCUUUUUGGGAGAUUUGGGAAGGGGUUGCUGACUCCUGCCUGUGUAUAUUAGAGGCAUUUUUUUAUGCAGAUACAAGACAGAUUAUAUGCUAAAUGAUGUUUAGUGGACCUAAAUGGAUGACCCUUUGUGAAAGCCUAUCAAAAACAUGUCUAGGUUGCAUUUCUGUAUCUCAUCGCAAUGAUAAAAAUACACUAUAUAAAAAAAGGUAUAUUAUUUAAAUAUUAGAGUACUUAUAUGUGUAAUGAUCAUUUUUGUUGUACUGCCUUUGUUGAUGUUAAUAAUGUAUUAAUAUUAAAUGACAAGAAGCUAAUUUAAUCAAAAGUAAAAACUCCAGAGGCAAUAUGAUAAGAAAAAAGUGUAAUGAAAACAUGAAUUUAUGUAUUCUUGGGUGAAAUGCAGCCUGGACAUGUUUUUAUUUGAGAUUGACACAAAUAUGUUAAUAAUUUCUCUCCCUCUCCUUUUCUUUGUCAUGCAAAUAUGGCUUUUUUUCUAAACUGAGAACUCUAACAUUCCCUUUUGUGGGAGCCUCUUGCAUAUCAUGAAUGUAAACAUCAUCUUUUACUAAUGUUAUGUCAUAUAUAACUUAUCCUUCAAAGUGCAAUGCACAAACAUAUGUGAAUAAAAUUAAUGUUUGUCUGACUGUAGGCACACAAAUGAAAAACAUGGCAACUCUGUGUUCGUGUAGUGAAUUAGACAGUCCUUGUGCAUGCAUUGGCUUAAUUUUUAAUGAAGUGCAUUAUGCAUUUGUGCGUUUUUUUUUUUCUUUCUGUGCUGGUUCAUCAGAAACUGUUUUGAUGAUUGGUAUUAAAACCAUUGAGGUUUUU
Messenger RNA from Pimephales promelas (fathead minnow), 3401 nucleotides. RefSeq names its product tetraspanin 17 (gene tspan17). NCBI's taxonomy places the organism in Eukaryota, Metazoa, Chordata, Actinopteri, Cypriniformes, Leuciscidae. The record is from RefSeq and is a predicted model, not a curated record. Gene Ontology annotation, cellular component: plasma membrane.